UAGAAAAUUAUCAGAAAAAAAAGGGGAAAAUAAACUUUUAGAAUUUUGCUUCUCCAAUCGAAGAUAUUUCAUUUCCCAUGUCCGGCAAGUACUAUAUUAUCCACCCUUUUUUCACCUUCACUUCUCCAGAGGCUCUAGGGUUUUCACGAUUAUUUUUUUUCAAUUUCCAGUUAUACCCUUUCCUAUUUCGUCUUUAUUGAGUUGGAGCUCUGCACUUGGGCGGGUCAAGUUCUCUGAGUUUUCAGUUUCAAGAACUGGUGCGGAAAUGACAAGGUGAUUGCUAAAUAUGUGUUUUCUGAAUUGCCCACUGACUGAUGUCAAACGCUGCAUUUUAUGAAAAUUGGGGAAUUGCGUCCAUUUGGGCAUUUUCAAUCCAUCUGAAGUGUGCAAUUGAUUCUUUUGCUGUUUUCUUUUUAAAUUAAUGCACAUGAAAGCAGCCUCCAUGCCGGAGGCUUGGUGCUGACCUCCCAUUUGUUAGAUUGAUGAUAACACUUAUGAACAUGGUUAUAAUAGUUUCUGACUAGGAAUUCAAUAUGCAGCAAAAGAGGAACAUAUUACUGAAUGAAGUUUGCAUCUAUAGUAUGGAUGGAGGACUAUCUGACGAAGUAGCUCCAAUAGAUGCGGCUGAGGGGACUCACCUCCAGGGUAAAGAGGUUGAGUAUUUGAUGAAACCUGACAACUGCAACAUGUUGGAGUCCCGAGAAGUGGUGAUACCGGAUGAGGUUAAUACUAUUGAGAGCUCAUUCCAAGUUCUUGGAAAUAUGUUGGAAGGUAAGAAAGUAAAUAGGAGUAUAGGUCCUGUAAAUGUAUCAGAACAUGGAUGUAGUAGCCCUCGCACUAUUGAUGAUGCAAAUGACAUGGUUGAAGAGUUAACUGUGAGAAAUUACAAUGGUUCUAACUUACCCAUGGUUGGUACAUCAAAUAAUAGAGAAAGAAUGCAGAUGAGACAGAACCAUUGGCAGCAUUUUUAUCAGUUGGUGGGUGGAUCAGGAAGUGGGGGUUCAUGUGGCAACCGGGACAACAGUCAGGCAAUGCCAAGUAUGUCACAGGAUGUAGGGUAUGCAUCUUUUCUUGAAUUUUUGGGUCAGAAACCUUUGAGUGAUGGGCGGAAUGAAGCGACAGAACAUUUGAUGAGUGGUGAUAUUAUUGAGGUUUCGGGCAGUCAGCUAUCUCAUGGAGGUAUUAAGACAAAGAUUCUAUCAAAAUCAGGAUUUUCUGAAUUUUUUGUCAAAACUACAUUGAAAGGGAAAGGAGUUAUAUGUAGAGGUCCAUCUCAUGAUGCCUCAAGAGUUGAGCCUAGAGAUCAGAAUAACACAAAAUCUACUGAGGGAACUAUGGUGGCUCCUACUGCUCCACUGAAGGCUGCCGGAAGCCCUGUGGUGGCUUCGAAUACGUCACUGAUCUUGGUUAACAAAGCCGUUAUGACUUCUUCUUCCUAUGGGAUCAUGGGGCCAAGGGCUGGUGAGUGUGAUCGUGAUGGAAUGAACUUGAGAGAAUGGCUGAAAGCACAGUGCCAUAAAGCAAAAAAAUCGGAGUGCUUGUAUAUAUUCAAACAAAUUGUGGAUCUGGUUGAUUAUUCUCACUCUCAAGGAGUUAUCUUGCAUGAUUUGCGCCCAUCUUUCUUCAAGUUGCUGCAACCUAAACAGGUUAAAUAUAUUGGUUCAGGUGUCCAAAAAGGACUACUAGAUACUGUCUUGGAUAAAGAUAUCCCCCCCUCAGAGAACUUUCUGAUUAGGAGAAGACCAAUGGAGCAGGGGAUGAUUUCAUCAGUUGGCCUCUGUGCUAAAAAGCAGAGGUUCAAUGAAAAUAAAAACUCGACACGAUGGCCUCUCUUUCAUUCUAGAGCUGGACCCAAAAUUGAAACUGUAAAUAAUACCCAAUUUUCUCACAAUGAAUCUAGUGAGCAUUGUUUUAAUACAGAACUUAGCAAUUCUGGCAGCCCUUAUGCAUCUAAUUCAGCUCAGCAGCAGUCAAUCUCUGUGAAUGAGCAGUUGGAAGAGAAGUGGUAUGCAAGUCCGGAGGAACUUAAUGAAGGAGUUUGCACAAUUUCAUCAAAUAUUUACAGUUUGGGCGUGCUGCUUUUUGAGUUACUUGGUCAUUUUGAAUCUGAGAGAGCACAUGCUGCAGCAAUGUUAGAUCUACGUCAUAGGAUUUUUCCUCCAACUUUUCUGUCAGAAAAUCUCAAGGAAGCUGGAUUUUGUCUUCGGCUACUUCAUCCAGAACCUUCUUUACGCCCAACAACCAGGGAUAUCCUACAAUCUGAAGUAAUUAAUGGAUUCCAGGAAGUAAUUGCAGAAGAAUUAUCAUCAUCCAUUAUCCAAGAUGAUACCGAAUCAGAGCUAUUAUUGCAUUUCCUUAGUUUAUUAAAAGAGCAACAGCAGAAGCAUGCCUCAAAAUUAAUGGAGGAUAUUUCAUGCCUAGAAGCAGACAUUGAAGAGGUUGAGAGAAGGCGCUGUUCCAGAAAACCUUUAACUUAUUCUUCCUGUAAUGUGAGAGAAUGUAGGCACCUUGGCAAAGAACCUCCAAUUUCAGAGGUGCAUUCUGGUUUAUACCAGCUUUCCAGUGCCAGUGAAAUGAGGUUAAUGAGAAAUAUCAAUCACCUCGAAACUGCUUAUUUCUCUAUGAGAUCAAGAGUCCAGUUUCGUGAGACUGAUUCAAUGACACGGCCAGAUAAGGAUUUACUUGAAAAUCGUGAGAACUGGCAUUCGGCUCAAAACAAUGAAGAAAUACCAAAUCCUACUGAUAGUCUUGGGGCCUUCUUUGAUGGUUUGUGCAAGUAUGCUCGAUAUAGCAAGUUUGAAGUCUGUGGGAUACUGAGAAGUGGGGAGUUCAACAACUCUGCAAAUGUAAUCUGUUCUUUGAGUUUUGACCGUGAUGAGGAUUAUUUUGCCGCUGCUGGGGUCUCUAAGAAAAUUAAGAUAUUUGAGUUUAAUGCACUCUUUAAUGACUCUGUUGAUAUUCAUUAUCCAGUCAUUGAGAUGUCAAACAAAUCAAAGCUUAGCUGUGUUUGCUGGAACAACUAUAUCAAGAACUAUCUGGCUUCAACUGACUAUGACGGUCUGGUCAAGUUAUGGGAUGCAAGCACUGGUCAAGCUGUCUCUCAUUUUAUUGAGCAUGAAAAGAGAGCUUGGUCUGUGGACUUUUCUCGGGUGUAUCCAACAAAAUUAGCUAGUGGCAGUGAUGAUUGUUCUGUGAAACUAUGGAGCAUUAGUGAGAAAAGCUGCUUAGGAACCAUCCGGAAUAUUGCAAAUGUCUGCUGCGUUCAGUUUUCUGCCCACUCCACUCAUUUACUGGCAUUUGGAUCUGCGGAUUACAAAACAUAUUGUUAUGAUCUUCGGAAUACCAGAGCACCAUGGUGUGUUCUUGGUGGCCAUGAUAAAGCUGUGAGCUAUGUGAAAUUCCUGGACUCAGAAACUGUAGUUACUGCUUCCACUGACAACACAUUGAAACUUUGGGACCUCAAUAAAACCAGUAGUGCUGGCCUGUCCCUUAAUGCUUGCAGCUUAACGUUUCGUGGACAUACUAAUGAGAAGGUUGGCUUUUGCCUCUGGAAAAUAGUUUUUUGUUCUUAUUAUAUCUCAACUCUGACAAGACUUUUGUCUUCGUUUGUGUUUGGUUUGACUUUUCACCUGCUUCUCCAGAACUUUGUGGGUUUAUCCGCUGCUGAUGGUUAUAUAGCUUGUGGUUCAGAAACAAAUGAGGUUUGUGCUUACUAUAGAUCUCUGCCUAUGCCAAUCACUUCACAUAAAUUUGGGUCGAUUGAUCCUAUUUCUGGGAAAGAGACUGAUGAUGACAACGGGCUGUUUGUAUCAAGUGUCUGCUGGAGAGGGAAAUCAGACAUGGUUGUCGCUGCAAAUUCUAGUGGAUGUAUUAAAGUGUUGCAGAUGGUCUAAGGAGAAGGAUAAUUGCUGAGAAUUAUCAAUUGCUGGCAUCAUUUUUACAACCUGAGAGUUUCUGAGGUUUCUUUUGGAGGCUUAUUAUUCUUAAGCAGUGAAGUCCAGGCAAAUAUGUCAUACGUGGGAGGACUCGAGUCUCUCAGUGGCAAAUUAUGCAGCUUUGAUGCGUAGAAUAUACUAUAAAGUCAGCCAAAGUGGAGUUCUGGUCCCAGAUUAGCCAGAACUAGAUUGCAGUGAUAUUUCUUACAGGCGUAAGACUCCUGAAUAUCAUGACGCCUCCAGGGUUCUGAGAUAGAGAGAAUGAAAUUGUAAAUAUGGGGAAGCAAAUUUGAGAUAAAAGAUAACUUUUGUAUAAGAGGCUUUCCAUCUCGGUUCUUGGAGCAAGAGUUUAUGGUGAUUAGGAUGUGUCUUGCGUCUGUUUUUGCUCCUUGAAACAAAUGUGCGGUCCGUUUAACCUUUUCAAUCGAGGACUAGCCUAAGCCAGGUUGUUUGUUCAUAUUAUAGCUUUAGAGGUAUAAUUGAUAAUUUACUCAAAUUUUAGGGAAUUCUUUAUUGGGUUGUAACUAAGCAUUCUACGAUAACCAAGGUUACCUCUGUAAAUCUACAAAUUUUGAUGUAUAUGAUAGUUUUGGCUCUACGAUCAAAGCUAUGACUCUUCCCUUAUUUA
Molecule: messenger RNA, 4563 nt
Organism: Theobroma cacao (cacao)
Lineage: Eukaryota; Viridiplantae; Streptophyta; Magnoliopsida; Malvales; Malvaceae
Source: RefSeq, a predicted model, not a curated record